CUUUCCUAUUAUGCUCACUUCCUGAGCAUGCGCAAUAGCCCCCCCAUCCCGCAGGAGAAGGGCGCCUCUGAGCUUGCAAAGAGAGCAGUUCAUUCCUCCGGUUCCGGCUGCUUGCUUGCAAGGUUCGUUUUGGACCGGGGAAAGGUCCGAAUGAGCAAAACUGAUUUUCAAGCAGGAAGGCUUGCUAGAGCCCCGAAAAACCCUCCUCUUUAAACAAAAAUCACCUAUUCUUUAUUUUCUUAUUUCCCUUCCUUGGUAGCCGGGCUCUCAAGCUAAGAGGACUCCGAGAGAGAAAACCCCAGGUGGGUAGGAAAAAACCCACACACACACCAAACGCCCCAUGAAACUGUAAACGAGCUGCUUUUACGCCCAGGAGCAAAAUCAGGUGGCGAACUCCAGCUCCCAUGAGCCCCAGCAAUGACUAGGGAUGAUGGGAAUUGUAGUCCAACGCUAUGGGGGGGGCGGCGGAAUUCCCAGGUCGAUGAAUGCCAUCUGCAGAUUGGCUGAGGUUCUAUGCAUGCCAGGAAAGGGUUAAAAUGCAUGCCAUUUUUAAAUGCUCUUGUCUUAAAAAAACCACACCAGCAUUCUCUGCGAAAGGAAAGCUUGACAUGGAACAGCCUGGUUCUAGCAUUGAUCAAUGCUGGUUUUUUUCCUGCAGCGAGAGUUUCCGUUUGGAAGCAAUGCUAUCCCUCCUUUGCAACCUGAAGUGGCACAGGCCAUUCUAUCUGGGGAGACACGCUUUUAUUGCAGAAUGUUUGAUUUAGUUGGUUGGUUGCAGUGCCAGAUUUACGUAUAAGGUAAACAAGCUAUAGCUCAGGGCCCCACUCCCUUGGCCCACCCCCCAAAUUUCACUAUUAAUAUACUGUAAAGGUAAAGAGACCCCUGACUGUUAGGUCCAGUCGUGACCGACUCUGGGGUUGUGGCACUCAUCUCGCUUUAUUGGCCGAGGGAGCCAGCGUACAGCUUCAGGGUCAUGUGGCCAACAUGACUAAGCCGCUUCUGGCGAACCAGAGCAGCGCACGGAAACACCGUUUACCUUCCCACCGGAGCGGUACCUAUUUAUCUACUUGCACUUUGACGUGCUUUCGACGUGCCUUCCAACUUGGCGGCCAUCACUCAUUACCUCUUUGGGAGCAGACUUCUUUUGUCUGCCUUAAAUCUUGCAACAUUGAGCUUCAUUGGGUAUUCAAGAAUCCUGGUGUUUAGGCCUUUACGCCUUAGUAAGUGUGCGUAGGAUUGCAGCCUAAGCCUUUACCAGUUCAUUUUGAUGUCACGUAGCUUUUCUCUUUGUGCAUGGGGCCAGAAAGCCCAAAAGUAAAUCCCAUUUGUUACUGUCUCCGCUAGGGUACCGCGCUGAUUUGGAGCAAAAUGGCGAUGGAUGUUACUUUCCUGGGAACCGGGGCUGCCUACCCGUCUCCAACGAGAGGGGCCUCGGCUACGGUGGUCCGUUUUGAAGGAGAAAGCUGGUUGUUCGAUUGUGGCGAGGGGACGCAAACCCAGUUCAUGAAAAGUCAUCUGAAAGCAGGUCAGCAAACUCCAUUGUCUCUCGAGUCAGAUAUAACCAACAACCUCUUUUCUAAAGUCACUGGUAGAAGCUAAAAGUUCUAGCCAAGCUGGCAGCUUUGGAAAAGUAUGUGUUUCCAGUUCCAUGCUUAAGGCUGCAAUCCUAUAUACCAAGGUGUUGCCAACCAUUUAUUAUCCCAUGGAGGCACAGGUCAAUUCUGUGUCCAGCGCAGUUGUUUACCAGCUCUAUCUGGUACGCAGGCUGAGACCCUAUCUGCCCGUGGACUGCCUUGCCAGAGUAGUGCAUGCAACCAAGUAGUGGUUACCUCCCGCUUGGACUACUGCAAUGCGCUCUACGUGGGGCUACUUUUGAAGGUGACCCGGAAACUACAACUAAUCCAGAAUGCGGCAGCUAGACUGGUGACUGGGAGCGGCCGCCGAGACCACAUAACACCGGUCUUGAAGGACCUACAUUGGCUCCCAGUACAUUUCUGAGUACAAUUCAAAGUGUUGGUGCUGACCUUUAAAAACCCUAAAUGGCCUCGGUCCAGUAUAUCUGAAGGAGCGUUUCCACCCCCAUCGUUCUACCCGGACACUGAGGUCCAGCGCCAAGGGCCUUCUGGCGGUUCCCUCACUGCGAGAAGCCAAGUUACAGGGAAACAGACAGAAGGCCUUCUCGGUAGUGGCGCCCGCCCUGUGGAACGCCCUCCCACCAGAUAUCAAAGAGAACAACAACUACCAAACAUUUAGAAGACAUCUGAAGGCAGCCCUGUUUAGGGAAGCUUUUAAUGUUUGAUGUAUUACUGUAUUUUAAUAUUUGGUUGGAAGCCACCUAGAGUGGCCUGGGAAGUCCAGCCAGAUGGGCGGGGUAUAAACAAUAUAUUAUUAUUAUUAUUAUCAUUAUUAUUAUUAUUAUUAUUAUUAUUCAUUUGAUGUUUUAUUUCAUAUAAUAUUUAUUGAUUUUGUUAAGAAUGACAAACAGAGCCAAGAAUGCAAUAAAAUGAAGAAUCUAAAGUGCAGGCCAGGAGGCAUCACAAUAAUAAAAUAUUGACUCAUACUGAUUAUGAUAAUCGAUAAUGGGUGGCAUGCCUAUCUAAUUUAUGAGAAGGUGAAGUCUUCCUGAAUCAUCUAAUAAGGAAAUCAUUAUAUAUGAUCUGGAUAAAAUAUAAAGGAAUAUUGGAACCAAAAUUACCUCUGUGGACCUCGCCGACAGAAGCGAUGGCAGUUAAGAAAAAGAACAACUCCAUAUGCCUGUUCUAAAGGUGGAACGGAACUAUAUCCUAAUAUAUUUGUACUUCUCUGGUGUGAACUUCUGUUUUCUCCAUGUGCUGUUUUCAAAGUAUGCCUCCUGAAUUCUCUCAUCUCUAAUCCAUUGUUGUGUUUUUAGGUAGGAUUGCCAAGAUCUUUAUAACACACCUCCACGGCGACCACGUCUUUGGCCUGCCUGGGCUUCUUUGUACGAUCAGCCUCCAGAGUAGCCCUGCCACAAACAAGCUGCCGGUUGAGAUUUAUGGACCUCUUGGGCUGAGGAGCUUCCUUUGCAGAACUUUGGAGCUUUCCCACUCGCAGCUCACCUUCCCCUGGGUCGUUCAUGAACUGGUGCCUACGCCAGACCAGUGCCCUGCAGAGGAACGGAAGGAGCUGUCUUUUGUGGACGGAGACAAGGUCUCGUCUGAAGAGGCACCAGGAAAAACCCUUCGCCUGGACCCUCUAGAAGACUCGUACAGCUUGGUGGACAACUCUCAGUUUGUGGUGAAGGCGUUUAGGCUGUUUCACCGCAUACCUUCCUUCGGAUUUCUCGUGGAAGAGAAGCCACGGCCUGGCAAACUCAACGCCCAGAAGCUGAAGGAACUAGGUAAUAACAGACCUGCCUCUUACGACCCUUGGGAAAACUGUCCUGUAGCAGGUGUUAUGAAGUUUGUCUUAAAACAGGGACAACCAACAGGUACUCUCUAGAUUUCAUGGAUAUCAAUUCCAAGCAGCCCCUUCCCGCAUGGCCAUUGAUUAUGGAUGAUGGGAAUUUACACCUCUGAAGGGCACCCAGUGGUUACCUCUAGUCUCCCCCCCCCCUUUUUUUAGUGAGACCUGCAACAGAAAGUUGCAGCAUGGAGGUUUCCUGUUCAGGGUGCCAGCCAGCCAAGCCCUCUCCUCAGGGUACUCCAUUCCAUUGCCCCUCCCUUGCCCAGCAGACAGUGUUCUGUGGCCACUGAGCAUGCUCAGUCCUCAUUAGAAUGUUUUUUUUUUGGGGGGGUAAGAUUUUUACAUCGGCAAACUUUGCAAUUUCCCCGAUUGUACCCUUUUGUGUGUGAAUGGUCCUGUUUUGGCUACAGAAGGAUUGAUACUUGAAGAAUGGUUUUGCUGUUAGCAUAUAGGAUGCUCCGCAUCAUGUUAAUCCGGUGGUCCAAUCAACAUUAGCACACACCAUGCCAAAUCCUGGUCAAUGUACUAAUAUUCAUUGGAUCCCAGUCAAGGUUCGAUUUUACCCCCAGGCAGGCUGGGACAAAGCGGCUUGUUUGUAUGGCUCAGCUGGCGUUCUGGAGUGCUCCUGAUCCCCAGCUGAGACACCCCUGGUGUUUCCCCCGCUUGAGUGGGAGCCAGCACUGGGCUGGGGGCUCCUUUAAUUGCUCUGUCGAGGGUAGCGGCAACUGCACACUCCUCAGCCAAGCAAUUAAAGAUACAGAGGGAGGCAGAGUGGGAUGGCGGUUUCACUCAGCGGCAUAUCGCUGGUGAAACCGCCACCGUUCCUGAGUCCCUCUGCUAGCAACGCUCGCUGGAGGAAGUCGCUAGCAGAGGGACUCAGAAGCGGUAGCGGUUUCACCAGCAAUAUACCGCUGAAUGAAGCCGACAUCAUGGUCUGUUCCUGGGCGAUAUAUCAAUAUACGGUGGUACCUUGGUUCUCAAACUUAAUCCUUUCUGGAAGUCCGUUCCAAAACCAAGGCGUGCUUUCCCAUAGAAAGUAAUGCAAAAUGGAUUAAUCCGUUCCAGACUUUUAAAAACCCCUAAAACAGCAAUUUAACAUGAAUUUUACUAUCUGACAAGACCACUGAUCCAUAAAAUGAAAGCAAUAAACAACGUACCGCAGUCACACAAUCAAACAGUAGCCGAACUGGGUUCCACACAGUCACAAAAACAAAACAAGGAGAGCCGCAAAAACGCAAAAUAAAUAGCAGAAACAGACAGACCUCAGCGUAACACUCAAAAUGGAAGUGUGACACACAAAUCGGAAGCGUAAUACUCAAUUCGGAAGUAUAACACUCAAAACAGAAGUGUGGCACUCAGAUUGGAAGCGUAACACUUAAAAUGGAGCAUGUUUGGCUUCCGAAAAAAGUUCGCAAACCGGAACACUUACUUCUGGGUUUGCAGUGUUUGGGUUCCAAGUUGUUUGCGUACCAAGGCGUUUGAGAACUAAGGUACCACUGUAUCAGCCAGGCCUACUUGUAAACGAUAGUCGUACUUAGCAUUUACUUCAGGCAGAGUAUCUCAACAGUUCCCACAACGGCCCUGAACUGUAGGUCGACAUUGUGCUGCUGGCAGAGGUAGCCGUGAGAGAUUUGAGCAGAGGGCUUCCUGGUACACAGCGCCACCUCUUAGCCACUGCUGUACACUUGAUGGAUUCAAAUUCCCACAGCGCCUCUGCUGACUGUCGUGAGCGCUGACGUCACACCGCAGCUCCCGAGUGUGACUAAUAACUUUCCGAGCAGGGGAAACGGCUUGCUUUUGCCCAUAAAAGAGAGUGCUGUGGCACCUUAGGGAAUAAUUAAUUUAGCACAGUGCUUGUGUGUGUGUGUGUGUGUGUGUGUGUGUGUGUGUGUCUUCAAAGCCAUCGGCCUGCUCCAUGUAAUCGCCAUUGGUUUCAUGUGGGAUGUGCUUUCGAGGCCAGUCUUUGAGAUGCCUGCGCUCUUCUUUCCCUUUGCUGUUGCAGACUAAUGCACAUACAGUGGUACCUCAGGUUAAGUACUUAAUUCGUUCUGGAGGUCCGUUCUUAACCUGAAACCGUUCUUAACCUGAAGCACCACUUUAGCUAAUGGGGCCUCCUGCUGCCACCGUGCCGCCGGAGCACGAUUUCUGUUCUCAUCCUGAAGCAAAGUUCUUAACCUGAGGUAAUAUUUCUGGGUUAGCGGAGUCUGUAGUGUAUGUAACCUGAAGCGUAUGUAACCCAAGGUACCACUGUAUUUCCCUCGUUUAGAGACGCAGGUAAUGUUGGUUAAUGCUUCUGAUCAAAUCUGAAAACUUUAGUGCAGAAAUCUAUGCGGGGUAAGAGCCGAGCUCCUUCCACCCCCACCCCCCCAAAAAAGCAUUUCAAAGUAGAGCAUCCUUCAUGUAACAGGGAAGGAAAAAUCAGUAUUGCAUAAGAUUAUAGCUCUACCCUUUUUAUUUUUCAACCAAAGCUAACUGAGAGCUAUAUUUAAUGUGUGGGGUUGUAGUAUCAGGCUGGCCUUGGCUGAAGCACUGCAGAUGUCAUAUUGCAAGUAUUAAAAUAUAUCAUCUAUAGGGCAAAAAGUCAGGUGGCAAUGGAUGCAGCGAGAAAGGGUUGAAAAGGAAUCUGAAUAGGAUGGAACUUUUUCAUGUGUAGAACUCGUUAGACAACAGAAACAAUUCAGUACCUAAAAAUGGAAACCCUGCAUGCACUUUAUUCUAAACUCAGUAUUUCCCCUGCAUAAAAUGUUAAAUCAUACAGACUUGGAAGGGACCCUGAGGAUCAUCUAGUCCAACCCCCUGCAAAGCAGGAAUAUGCAACUGCCCCUUAUGGGGAUUGAACCUGCAACUUUGGAGUUAUCAGCACCACACUCUAACCAUCUGAGCUGUCCAGCUAAAUGUUCUUUAGCAGUGGUCACUGAUGCAGGGAGGGAAUGGUUAUGGAUCUGGGACGGAUCAUUGGAUAGGUACCAUCAGAGGAAAAAGUAUGCUGCAGAAAAUGCCUGCAUAUUUUGCAAAUGUGCAUUCAUAAGGACUAGAAACUUGGUGGCAUGGAUGCGUGAAUUUUUGGGGAAUUGCCGAUUGCUCAAAAGUGUGUUUAAAAUUUUGUGGCAAGCCAAGCUUCUUGACAAAUAGCUUUGGACCUGUGCUUUAAUUUCUAGGAGUCCCACCAGGCCCUAUAUACGGCAGACUGAAAGACGGGGCUACAGUUGUCCUGGAAAACGGUACAACCAUCUUUCCUUCAGAUGUCACGGAAGACCCGCUUCCUGGGAGAAAAGUAUGCAUUUUAGGAGACUGCUCUGGCAUUGUAGGAGACGGAGCGGCGGCCCUUUGUUACGGAGCCGAUCUCUUGGUUCACGAAGCCACGCUGGACGAUGCCCAGGCAGACAAGGCGAAGGAGCAUGGUCACAGCACUCCACGGGUGGCGGCGGAGUUUGCAAAGUUGUGCAAAGUGAAGAAACUGGUUCUGUCUCACUUCAGUCAGAGAUACAAGCCCGCAGGUCAGACUGGUGAAGGAGAUGUGGAUGUCAUGGAGCUGAAGAGGCAAGCCGAGGAGGUAUUGGAUGGCCAAGAAGUGGUGUUAGCCGAGGAUUUUAUGACCAUUGAUAUUCCAAUGAAAAAAGUAACAAUAGUGCCGCCAAAUUAAUUUGCUGAUAGGCUGAACCUCUAGCUAUAGUUUACUUCCAAAUUAGUUUCUUAAUGCCCACUUGGAGGCACUUAUGGACCUGAUUCAUUGGACUUACUUAUGAGCACUUUUCCUACUUGAAAGACCUAAUCCUUGCUUUCCUUUUGACAAAUAUAUUAAUUAAAUCAUCAAAAGACUGGGCUAGCUAGCUUACUUUCUGCUGAAGGCAUAUUGAGCUGGCUUAGCCUUUGAUCUCAGGCAAACCAUUACAAAUUUCAGUUUCCUAAACUAAGCAUUCUUACGAGUCAUAAUGCGUAUCUGUUGAAAAUAGGUUUGGCGUGAAGUGCAAUCUGGGAUGGAAUUAUAAUGGGGAAAAGGUGGGUAGACCCUAGUGCCUGCAGGUGAUAUCAGGCUCCAUGAUCCAUCUGCCAUAACACAGACCUGUGCAACGUGGCAAAAUCAUAAAACAGGGAUUGGAAAUAUGUGCAGUCAGAGAACUCAAGUGCA
Messenger RNA from Podarcis lilfordi (Lilford's wall lizard), 7552 nucleotides. The record is from the annotation of a GenBank genome assembly. NCBI's taxonomy places the organism in Eukaryota, Metazoa, Chordata, Lepidosauria, Squamata, Lacertidae.